Messenger RNA from Styela clava, 1592 nucleotides. RefSeq names its product beta-1,4-galactosyltransferase 2-like. Gene Ontology annotation, cellular component: Golgi apparatus. Gene Ontology annotation, biological process: carbohydrate metabolic process. Lineage: Eukaryota; Metazoa; Chordata; Ascidiacea; Stolidobranchia; Styelidae. The record is from RefSeq and is a predicted model, not a curated record. Gene Ontology annotation, molecular function: galactosyltransferase activity.
UUAUUUUUAUUCAGAAUGCAUCCAAUAGAAACAAAUAAUGAAAGGUCUUCAUUGUCAAAAAAGACAUUAUUAUUGGGGGCAUGUAUCUUGGCAACACUGCUAUUGAUGUUUUUCGGAGUUUUUUAUACAAACUCUGAAGCAGUUACUGCAUAUAUUAACGGAUACAAAACAAAUGGAAUGGUAAAGAAUAUUUUUUUAACAAACUAUAGUUCAAACUAUUUGACUCGUGAAGUUACUCCCAUUUCGAGUGCAGAAAAAACCAUUUCCUCGAAAAGUAUAGAUUUGGGGGUGACAACAAAUUCGACUGUUUUGUCAUGUCCUAAAACUCCACUUGGCUUGGUAGGACGAAUGAAGUAUGAUAAUGCAUGGGAUAUAAAUCCACCAAAUUCGGACGGAAUAUAUAAGAAUAAUUUACGACUCGAAGCAGGAGGACGAUACACUCCACCAGACUGUCGUGCACAAUAUAAGGUGGCAAUUAUAAUACCUUUGCGGGGAAGGGAAACGCAACUCAGAACUUUGCUGAAUCAUAUGCAUCCUAUAUGGCAACGCCAACAAUUGGACUACACAGUUUACACAAUAUGGCAAAGUGGAGAAAACUUAUUCAAUCGUGCUAAACUCAUAAAUAUUGGAUUUUCAGAAGCGAGUAAAGAAAGAAAGUAUGACUGCUAUGUUUUUCACGACGUUGAUUUACUCCUAAUGGACGAUCGAUGUCUUUAUUGGUGUCCAGAAGAAGAUAAUCCUCGAUCGAUUUCUGUUUAUAUCGAUAAAUUCAAAUUCAGGCCUAUUUCAUAUGCUUCCGUAUGUGCUCCUGAAGUAUUCAAGAAAAAGGGAGAGCGUAUACAUUUAUUUGGAGGAGUAUCCAUGUUAACACCUAAACAACUCAAUGACAUAAAUGGGUGCUCGAAUGCAUAUUGGGGAUGGGGCGGAGAAGAUGACGAUCUGUAUAUACGUUUGUGGAGUAAAGGGUAUAAGAUACAAAGCGAAUCGUAUAACAAGUCAUGUGUUUUCCACAUGAUUAAACACACAAGAGAAAAAUCCAACGCAAGUCAUUUAGGAAGAUUUUCCCUGAUCAACAAAUCUCUGUUACGAAUGGGUGAAGAUGGCUUGAAUAGUUUAAAGUACGGAGUUUUGUCAAUAAAGCGAGAACCACUAUAUACAAACAUAACUGUAGACAUAGGUGCACCAUCAAAGGUUUUACAACAAUUCAUGUCGCAGAAUAUAUCAAACCUUUGGUCUGAGAAGUGCAAUCGUACUAUUCCGUAUAUUCUUGAGGACUGAGUUUGAAUAUUUUAUAGAGAUAUAUGAAAAUGUUUGUCAAUUUUUUGAACAUAAAUAUAGGAAGAAAGAUUAUUUUUCCUCUGUUAUACCGUUUCCCAACUGGUGAAGAAUUCAUCCCCGGAGAGAAAUUUUGCAAUUUUGAGGGAGGAACUUUUUAUUUCGUAUUCGCUGUAGUUGUAUCACUAAUAUUUUUCAGUUUUUUAAUAUUAUUAUAAUACUUAUUCACGAAAACAUACCAAACUACUUAAACUGUACAAGAAGAGGAAUGCGACUUGCGCGUGAUAAUAAUAGCAAAUGAUUUAUUACAUAUUGAA